Molecule: messenger RNA, 693 nt
Organism: Neoarius graeffei (lesser salmon catfish)
Lineage: Eukaryota; Metazoa; Chordata; Actinopteri; Siluriformes; Ariidae
Product: ly6/PLAUR domain-containing protein 1-like
Exons: 5
Coding region: 1-693 (230 amino acids)
Biological process (GO): acetylcholine receptor signaling pathway
Molecular function (GO): acetylcholine receptor inhibitor activity
Source: RefSeq, a predicted model, not a curated record
AUGCAGGAGUGUGAUGAUGAUGAUGAUGAUGAUGAUGAUGGAGAUCAGUGCAGGAGUGUUAUGUUGGAUACAUUUAAAGUUACAGUGCUGCAGGAGGGAGAUCAUCGCGCGCGGACACAGAGCGCGCUAUGGACGGUGCGCGCGGGCUGCCGGGGGUUCCGUGACAAGCUCGCACGCGCGGUGUGGAGGAUGCCGGUGCUGCGCUUGAGCGUGUUGACGGUGCUGUUCUGUCUGCGAUUGGUUGGUGCUCUGCAGAUUCAGUGUUAUCAGUGUGAGGAAAUUCGGCAAGAUGAUUGCUCAUCUCCAGAGUUCAUCGUUAACUGCACUGUUAAUGUACAGGACAUGUGCCAAAAGGAAGUACUCGUCAUGGAGGACGGUAUACACUACAGGAAGUCAUGUGCAUCGUCUGGGGCAUGUCUGAUUGCAUCAUCAGGGUAUCAGCAGUUCUGUACAGGGAAGCUCAACUCCGUCUGCAUCACCUGCUGUAACACACCGCUGUGUAAUGGCCCACGCCACAGACGCCGCCCACCCGGGUCACCUGCCCCACCCCUCCCCCUAUUACCCCUCUCACUACUGCUCAGCUCUGCCCUCCUCUCACUGUCUCUCUCUCUAUCUGUCUCUCCAUCUGUCUGUCUGAGUAAUAACACACACCAUGUGAUAAACACGAAGGUUGAAGUUGAUCUGAAAAACUAG